AUGACCUUGCGCUUGUUAAGUGAAAUAUCUACAACUCUCUCUCAUAAAUAUCAUUGGGGUGGGAGGAGAGAGAGCGAGAGCGCUAUUGCUGCGGAACCGCCUAAAGAGGAAUGGGACACCACUGACCUAUCUCAGCCUGAAAGUCUGGAGACUAAUUUCCACAGUGCAGAAAAGAAGUGGGAGGACCUUCGUGUAGAUGGUCGUGGCUGUGAAGACUACAGGUGCGCUGAAGUAGAAACAGAUGUUGUAUCAAACACAAGUGGAUCUGCAAGAGUGAAGCUGGGACACACUGAUAUUUUGGUAGGUGUAAAAGCUGAAAUGGGAACACCAAAGUUGGAGAAACCAGAUGAAGGCUACCUGGAAUUCUUUGUUGACUGUUCUGCAAAUGCUACUCCUGAAUUUGAAGGCCGGGGAGGAGAAGAGCUUGGCACAGAGAUAGCAAAUACGCUCUACAGAAUAUUUAGCAGUGAGAGCUGUGUAGACUUGAAAUCACUUUGUAUUAAUCCCCGAGAGCACUGCUGGAUUCUCUAUGUUGAUGUUUUGUUACUGGAAUGUGGUGGGAACCUCUUUGAUGCAAUCUCUAUCGCAGUGAAAGCAGCCCUUUUUAACACAAGAAUACCAAAAGUGCGUGUUUUGGAGGAUGAAGAAGGCUCUAAAGAGAUUGAGCUCUCUGAUGACCCUUAUGAUUGCAUUCGACUUAACGUGGAUGAGGUGCCCUGCAUUGUCACGCUGAGCAAAAUCGGGUAUAGGCACGUGGUGGAUGCUACCCUUCAGGAAGAAGCCUGUUCUUUGGCCAGCCUGCUUAUUUCUGUGACCAGUAAAGGUGAUCUCACUUGUAUGAAGAAAGUUGGAAAAGGUAGUCUUGAUCCAGAGAGCAUCUUUGAAAUGAUGGAGACGGGAAAGAGAGUAGGCAAGUCAUUGCACACAUCCCUACAGAAGAUUUUGGAUGAAGAGGAGAGUUUGGGGACCACACGGCAAAAAGUUGGAUUUCUAGGAUGAGUUUUUAUUAAAUAUUCAAAAGUGUUUUUAA
This is a messenger RNA of Struthio camelus australis, 1030 nucleotides long. The record is from RefSeq and is a predicted model, not a curated record. Lineage: Eukaryota; Metazoa; Chordata; Aves; Struthioniformes; Struthionidae.